Messenger RNA from Drosophila subobscura, 711 nucleotides. It is a transcript of the gene Mpv17, whose product is annotated as mpv17-like protein. The coding region runs from base 184 to 687 and encodes 167 amino acids. Lineage: Eukaryota; Metazoa; Arthropoda; Insecta; Diptera; Drosophilidae. The record is from RefSeq and is a predicted model, not a curated record. The transcript has a single exon. Gene Ontology annotation, cellular component: membrane; cytoplasm.
AUUUGGAAAUCCUAAAAUUUGAGGGGCAUUGACAACCCUUUUCCGUGUCCAAAAUUAACCAAAACAAACUCGCAAUGUGUUCGGAAUAGGUUACAAAAUCACAUUCAUUCCGUUUGCCCACACUGCACAGGUGCACGCCGCAGAAAGGAAACACGCAGAGGAAGUAGAAGGAGAAGCAGAAGCAUGGCGCUGCGUGCCUACAUACGGGAGGGCCUGAACGUGGCCGCAAUCAUGGGUGCUGGCGAUGCCAUUGCCCAGCUGGUCAUUGAGAAGAAGUCGCUGCAGCAGUGGGAUAUUGGACGAACGGCCCGAUUCAGUGCGCUGGGUCUGGUGUUUGUUGGCCCGGCUCUGCGCAAAUGGUACGUGACGCUGGAGAAGCUGGUGAGCAAGGAUCAGCCGGCGCUGCGGCGCGGCAUCAAGAAGAUGGCAAUCGAUCAGACCGUGUUUGCGCCCACCUUCACGCUGGCCAUGUCGUUUGCGGUGCCCUACGUCAACGGCGAGGAUACGGACAAGAUUAAGAAUCGCAUUCGGAGCAGCUACUUUUCGAUUAUGCUCAAAAACUACAUGCUCUGGCCGGCGGCACAGUUCGUGAACUUCACGUUCGUCCCACUGCCCUACCAAGUGAUUUAUGCUCAGUUCAUUGCCCUCAUCUGGAACUGUUACAUUUCCCUCAUACUCAACGAAUAAAAGAACUCCAGCGGAUACAAUUAA